This is a messenger RNA of Bactrocera oleae (olive fruit fly), 2806 nucleotides long. It is a transcript of the gene pirk, whose product is annotated as poor Imd response upon knock-in. The record is from RefSeq and is a predicted model, not a curated record. NCBI's taxonomy places the organism in Eukaryota, Metazoa, Arthropoda, Insecta, Diptera, Tephritidae.
CAUUGCUAAAUGAGCGUUCUGCGUUCAAGUUUCGGCGGCGGAACGUAAAAUACACACGUACAAAUAUAUAAAGGAUUUAUUCGGCUGCGAAAGCAAUAAUAAAAAUCAAUUUGGCAACGAAUUUUAUCUACUCGGAAGUAUUCGGUUAAAACUUUGUUUUAAUAAAGUACGCUACAUCUGGGUUGGUGCAGCGGUGAUUCCCCAAGUGACGACAAAAGCAUAAAGUAUUUUGUAGAGUGUACAUAUACAUAUGUACAUACAAAUGAGUAUAUAGCGAAAAAAGCUGUGAGAUAAAAAUAAAACCAUAAAAGAAGAGAAAAAUCUGUAUUUUUGUGAAACAUAUAUAUAUACAAACAUAUAAAUAUUUGGAGCAAGUGACUGACAUGCCAAUUGCUAGUGUGCGAAAAGUAUACAAAAUAAAAAGUCACCUGUUAAUAGUUAACUCACGAUUAAUAAUCAAAGCAGUGUUGAAUAAUUGCCAGUGACAUUAGCAAAGGGUUGGUUGAUUUGAUACAGAAAGAGAGACAAUAGACAACAACAAAAUUCAGCAGUGAAAUCGAUUGCACACGAAGAAUUAAUGAGUGCAAGCGGUGAUUUUUCGGCAUGCAAUGCCAGUUACAGGGUUAAAAUAUAAAAUCGACACAUUAGAAAGAUAAAGAGCGCAUAACUGUGAGGGCGAGUAAAUAAAGAAUCGAAAGAAAUUCCUUAACAAACAAUAGUAUAAAAAACAUAGUUUAAAAUAAAAACUAAACGAAAUGGGUAUACCAGUAAACGAUCCAGAAGAUCCCGCAGGUUAUGAUUGCAAUUACGCAAGGAGCCAAACAGCCAAUGCAUGCAAGUGCAGCUGCUGUUGUAACAACAAGCAGAGCGCUUGUAACAGUAACAGCAGCAGUAACAGCAAUAACAGUAGCAGUAAUUGCAAUAGCAGCAAUGUCAGCAUUUGCAAACAUGUUGGCAGCACAAAUAAGGCAGCCGCCACCACACUUACACUCACAUUUGCCAACAACAGCAGUUGCGGUGCAGCGAACAAUUAUCAGUAUAGCAAAACGGAAACAUUGGACGCACCCCUAACAGCGACGUCGAUCGCACGUCAUACCAAAGACUUGGUUGGCAACUCAAAGGAAUAUCGUAUAGAGAGUAAUAAAAGUGAUUUGCGCAUCAUUGGCAAUGGCAAUCGGAUACGUAUCGGUUGCAAUCAGGGUAAUUUACAAAUUAUUGGCAAUAAUACAAGACUGAAAAUCACAAAUAACACCGGUGGCAUACGUUAUACGGGGAAUGAGGGACGCAUUUGCUUGGGUAGCGAUUCGACACAACAAAUAGUCGAUUACAUAGGCAAUAACGGCAAAUUGAAGGUUGUCAAAGCAGCGGAACUAUUAAGUGAGAAAAUCAAAAGUCACAAGCAAAAAAGCCCAAAAAAUCUAGAAGCAUCGGCAACUGCGACUACCACGUCGAGUGCGGAGAAGUGUGUGACGUCAGCAAAGGUCAACGUCGAUGUGGCGACUGGAUCGGAAUCGGCUGCGUCUCCGUCACAUUCAAGCCCCAAGAAGGUGAAGGUGAAAUCCGCCUCAUUUGGCGGCGAUUAUAGUACGCAAUGGCGGCAGUUUAAUGAGUUGUUCGAACAGCAAGGUUGGCGUAAUUUCGAUUUUUCAUCAAUGCCGAAUUUGAAGUGCGAAAAUCACGCGAAAGCCGAUGAAGCUAAUGCUGGUAAAAAGGCUGAACAAAGUAAUAAUAAUAGUAGGAGUAGUAAAAUUGAUACUAAAAGCUGUAAAAUUGAUAGUAAUAUUAAUAUAGUGAGUACUUACGGUAAUAUUUGCAUAAACAAUGCGGUUAAUGUUAGUAUGUAAGUGAUGGAAGAUUGAUUAGUAGCAGAGUAGCUUAUUCAGAAAUUGCUAAAUUUGCUAAGCAAACCAAAUAAGAGAGUAUGAAAAAUGAUAACAAGUAAGGCAAUAAUUUUCCUAAAGAAUUAACAAACUCAUAUCACAAAUAGAAUAUCUUAAUUGAUCGUAUAUUUAAGUAGUAACAAAGCUCUCUAGGAGAAAUACGAUCUAUGACAAACGUAAAAUUAAGUUUUGGGGGAAUUGAGUCAUAAAUGAAAGUAUGUACAUAGUUACAAAAACAUUUGACUGUAUUUAUGCCAGCAAUACCUCUUGCCUUUUAUUUGUAAUUUUAGUGCAGAAAUAACUUUUUGUUGAAAAAAAAACAAUUAAAACAAUAAGAAAGCAAUUGCAGUGCAUAUUCACGACAUUUAUUUAAUUAAUUUUCCUUAUUAUUAAAUUAAUAGAAAUGCUUUCAAAAAUAAAUUUGAUUAAUUACGAAACUAUCCUGGCUAAUUAAGUCAAGGUUGCUCACAAUACUGAGUAUCCCAACUUGUGAACUAUUUUUAAUUGUUUUUAAUAUUGCAGGCCUAGAGUGUAAAUUGCUCACUUUAUUGCACGUAAAAAAAGUUUAAAAAAUAUAAUUGAUAAAUUUGUAUUAAUUUAUAUUUAAUACAUUUAAAAAACAACAAAUAUUUUUUAACCAGUCCACUGAAGAUCUUUAAACUUUAUGCCAGCAAAUUGUUCCUAAGAAUUAACUUUCAGAAAGAACAACAACAAAAUAAGCUGAAUUAAUUUUACCAAUACGCUUAAAUGUAAAGUAUUAAGACAAUAAGAGUAUUUGUAUGACUAACACUUGAAAUGCAUCAGACUAAAAAUCUAGCGCAAAUAAUUAAAAUUUUAUGAAAAUGAUAUACUAUGUAAACACAUGUAAUCAAAAAUAUUAUGUCAUUCCAUGAAUGACACGUAAUAAAAACCCAUUUCAAUUAAAA